Babjeviella inositovora NRRL Y-12698 is the source of this 2281-nucleotide messenger RNA. Its product is annotated as cysteine protease. NCBI's taxonomy places the organism in Eukaryota, Fungi, Ascomycota, Pichiomycetes, Serinales. The transcript has a single exon. Gene Ontology annotation, molecular function: protein-phosphatidylethanolamide deconjugating activity. Bases 441 to 1874 code for a protein of 477 amino acids. The record is from RefSeq and is a predicted model, not a curated record.
UGGUUAGAUGGUGAGUGCCAGAAAGCUUUCGUACAAUGCAGUGUGGCUGAAAACCAUGAAGUGGCUAAGCAAAGGAAUAGCAUGGGCAACUGUGGCUAGGUAUAGGCCUGCUUUGUACUCAGAUAUACUGCUUAAACUCUAUCACGGUACUGGCCUCUUAUUUUAACCUAACUGGAUAAACUACACUUAAAAAACAGUGCGAAACCCCUUUCAUAAGUACUCUUCUCGGCCUUUCACUCGCAAAACAGUUAUGGCAAAAUGCGAUCGUCCCAAAUUAGCAUGGUCGAAACAGCGAUGUACCAUGUGCCUCCUUUUGUACGCCACCUCUCUCAACACGUGAUCCAAUCGAGGCGCGCAUGCGCUUUAUCUGCAUCACACUUGAUCAACAUGGCGAGUGCCCGGCACACGCAAACACCAUUAAUUCAUAUUACACCCGCAUUAUGACGUCUCAUAAUGGAUUACAAAAGAUGUUUCUUCACUUUUGGGAGGACCAGGGGUCCACGGACUCUCAGCAAGACAUUGUACUCCUCGGUAAGACGUACCACCUUGAGCCCGAUAAGGAGAGCAACGAGGAGGCGCUGAACCCAUUCAACUUCGACUCCUUUGCGCUGUUCUUUCAGAAACCCACAACAAAACCCUUUCCAUCGGAUUUCCUUGCCGAUGUGUAUACUCGUCUCUGGCUCACGUAUCGCAGCGGGUUUGGUAUGAUUCCGCGGGCCACAGACGGACCGUCCCCCGUGUCUAUCAGCUCCAUCAUACGCAACAUGGGCGAAGUGAACCCGGCCGGCUUUACUUCCGAUGCUGGAUGGGGCUGUAUGAUCCGCACAUCUCAGAGUUUGCUAGCUAAUGCCCUCCAGACUAUGCGGCUGGGCAGAGAUUACGUCUUCUCAUCUAGCACUCCGAUACACGACGAGCUUGUCUCGUGGUUCAACGAUACGGAAGAGGCACCGUUUUCGAUACACAGGUUUGUGGAGCAGGGAGGGAAGCUCUGCGGUAAAAAACCCGGCGAGUGGUUCGGACCAAAUGCGGCCAGUCGCAGCAUCCAGGCAUUGUGCCACGACUUUCCGCAGUGCGGAGUAAAUGUCUACGUGAGCGACACUGGCGAUGUAUACCGCGAUAGGAUCCUCCCACUUUUGGAUGAAUCCCCUGUCUUGCUAUUAUUCAGUCUCAGACUUGGGAUAGACAAUGUGAAUCCGCUCUAUUACGACUCUUUGUUGCAGGCGUUGGCAUUGAUGCAGUCUGUGGGGAUCGCGGGGGGCAGACCCGCCUCGUCACACUACUUUUUCGGCUUCCAAGGCCACAACAUGUUCUACUUGGAUCCACACACGUUGCAAGCAGUGAGUACUUCCCAGGAGACCUACCAUACCAAGCGGAUUUCGCGCAUUAGCCUCCAGGAAAUGGACCCGUCGAUGUUGAUUGGGUUUCUCGUCACCAGCAAAGAAGACUUGGAGGACUGGGUGGAGAAGGUAACACUGAAUAAGAUCUUCCACGUCAGCGACGAGCAGGCCCCGUCGUACCAACCAUCCAUUUCGAUAAUCAGUGACGAGGAUGGAGACGAUUUUGUGGAUUUAGGAGCCGAGGUAUCCGCUAGCUGUGGCGGGGAAGAGUUUGAAGAUCUUUCGGGGUCGGUGGCGACUAUCGAACCGGGCGAUGGGGUGUUGGUUCUGAGCGAGCCAGAAUUUGACGAAGAAAAGCCGGAUGACUCUAUCGUGAUUCUCUCGGCCCCUGGAUCCCCCUCCACAUGUAAUUGCAGCAUACCUAAAUCAGUGGAGAGCACAUAUACGGCUGUCUCUGGUAUUCACGAGGAGCCCAUCGUAUUAGUCGAAGCCUCUACGUCGAUUGGUGGGAGUAUCCAAGUGGAAGAUGUACUUUAGACGGUAGAAUAAUAUACGGACCACUUGUUAUCUUAUAAAGAUCUCAAGAAAUAUUAGCCUGGUGCUGGUUAUGACCGGUGAGAUCAGCUUUUAGUGAAUGGACCAUGAUUGGUUUUGCUAUGAUCUCUGAACCGUAGGCUAAAACUGAAAAUGCAUUUCCUUACAUAAACUGUCAGUGGAGCAGAACCCAAAACGAUGUUCUUGGCUAAACGACGAGUGCCACUUCCUUGGUGUGCAAAGGAAUAGGGAGCGAAUCAAAAGUCUGAGAGCGUAAUCUUCAUACUACAUCUACAUCUCUUUAGCCAAUAUUGAUUUAUAAUGACUCAGAAGCCAUAUGAUUUACCUUUAAUGCGAACACUAGUGGUCUGGUGGCUGCCCGAUAAUGAAAUAAUCUAUUCUCAGCGGGU